Messenger RNA from Rosa rugosa (rugosa rose), 1992 nucleotides. RefSeq lists its product as uncharacterized. The transcript has 2 exons. Bases 817 to 1926 code for a protein of 369 amino acids. Gene Ontology annotation, molecular function: zinc ion binding; nucleic acid binding. The record is from RefSeq and is a predicted model, not a curated record. Lineage: Eukaryota; Viridiplantae; Streptophyta; Magnoliopsida; Rosales; Rosaceae.
UUUUAGAGAAAAAUGAGUUUUUUUAGCUCCAACAUAUAACUAUCUGUUUAAGGAUAUCUCUAUUUGUGUUUGGCCCAAACUCUAGGUUACUUGACCUAGUGGUAAUAGGGUUAAAUUAGAAGGAUCUAGAUUCCUAUUCAAUGUACGAUUACUUUCCUUGUACGAUUGAGAUUCUAUACAUUGUAAUCCUCUAUAUAAAGGGGCCCCUAUUAUCAGUGAGAACACACAUCAAAUUCCUGUCAAUUUCAGUUUCUCUACAAAACGUUAUCAGCACGAAGCCCUAACCCUGAAAACCCUAAUUUCGUAACCUUCAAAAUCCUACAACCACCGCCCCACAUAUCGAAGCCCUAUUCCCAAUGAGCCCAGAACCGGCGGCGGAACCACCGGAACCGGCCGGAAAACCCCUGAACCGGCCGUCGGAAAAAUCGGACCGGCCCCUGCCCUGUGCCUGCCCCUGCGAGCCCUGCCGAGCAGCUGCCGAGACCUGCCGAGACACCUGCCGAGACCUGUGCCCGCCCCUGUCGACAUCUGCCGAAAGCUCCGCAUAACCCCCGCCGACACCUGUCGAGCACCUGCCGAGACCUGCGCACCCCUGUGCCUGCAUCUGCCGACAGCUGCCUAGCACCUGCCGAGCAUCUGCCUGCCAACCCUGCACAGCCCCUGCACAGCCUCCGCACACCUCCUGCACAGCCCCUGCAGCAACCCUGCCUAGCUCCGGCCACCAGUUUCCGGCCACUUUUCUGGCGACUUCCGGCAACCUUUUUCCGGCCACCUCCGUCAUCUUUUCCGGUCAAGAAUUCCGGCAUCUUUUCAAGGAUGAGUAACCUGAACAAGUUGAGCUUCGCUCCACUAGAGACAACAAGCGCAGGAUACCACAAGUGGGUCCGUUAUGUGCGCCAUCAUCUUAAGGCUGAUGGGAUCCUGAGUACGAUCCAAGAGCCAAGUCAGGACGUGCGUACUCCUCAACAAGCUGCUGCUUUUGAAGCAAAUAGAGCUACGAGAGAGGCGAAUGAGGCUAAAGCCAUCAUUCUCAUGACAAGGCACAUGAAUGACGCGCUCCAAAAUGAGUACCUCAAUGAGGAAGACCCAAGAAAGCUAUGGGUAGAACUCGAGCACCGUUUUGGCAACGUCCGUGAUUCCCUGCUUCCAGACUUAGAAGUGAGAUGGUCUAGCCUCCGCUUCUGUGAUUUCAAGUCUGUACUUGACUACAAUUCAGAAGCACUUCGUAUCAAGUCUAUGAUGGAAUUCUGUGGACAGAACAUCACUGAUACGAUGUUGAUCGAGAAAACUCUCUCCACCUUCCCCGUCUCUGCAUUGAUGAUAGCCAAAAACUAUCGGAUUGAUGUCAAUGCCAGACGCAUCAUAAGAUUUCAUGAGCUAAUUGGUGCCUUGAACGUAGCUGAAAAGCACGACAACAUACUUCUGAAGAACUAUAACUCCAAACCUGUGGGAACCAAAUCAAUUCCGGAGUCUAAUUAUAGUCGCGCCUCCAAGGGAGGACGCAAGGAGCGAAACCCUAAGAGUAGGGAUAAUUCUGGACGUUCUGGUCCAUAUUCUCGCCCUAAAGAGGAAGGAAAUCGCCAAGAUAGGCGUGCACGAAACCGUGGAGGUAAACGUGUGAAGAGAGAGAGAGGCCAAGCCUCCGGUUAUGGUGGUAACACCACCAAAGGCAAUAACCGUCUACAAAACGCUCCCAGAGCGCCUCGAUCAAGGGAACCUGACCAUAAUGAUGCUUGUCUCAGAUGUGGAUCAAGUGGACAUUGGGCAAAGAAGUGUACUGCAUCCCAGAACGUUGCAAACGCAUACAAGAUGUAUCGUGAAGCAAGGGAGGCAAAUUACAUGGAACAAGAAGAUCAAGAUGGAGAUCUCGAUCUAAGGGUGGAAGACUACAAGGAUCAAGACCCAGAAACUAGCGAUUUUGAUUAAGUCUUUUUAUUUCCAAGAGAUGUAGGCAAUUGUCAUAUAUAUUAUUAAAUACUUGUUACUCCUCAA